This is a messenger RNA of Acyrthosiphon pisum (pea aphid), 1582 nucleotides long. RefSeq names its product phosphatidylinositol glycan anchor biosynthesis class L (gene PIG-L). Gene Ontology annotation, molecular function: N-acetylglucosaminylphosphatidylinositol deacetylase activity. The transcript has 5 exons. The record is from RefSeq and is a predicted model, not a curated record. NCBI's taxonomy places the organism in Eukaryota, Metazoa, Arthropoda, Insecta, Hemiptera, Aphididae. Bases 292 to 1089 code for a protein of 265 amino acids. Gene Ontology annotation, cellular component: endoplasmic reticulum.
GAUAGUGGUUAUAAGUUUAAUACACAGACGUCUAUAAUAAUACUACACUAUAUAGAAAUCUGUGGUUUAAUACGUCUGAAGCUGAAAAGUGAAAAUUGAAAUCUGAAUAUUAUCUGAUAUUCUGCUCCUUGGAUCAUGGCACUUCGAAAUUUGUACAUGCCUAGUCGUUGUUUAUAGUUAUAAUAGUACUUAUUUAGUAGUAGACACUAGUCAGUAUUAAGUAUUAAGUACUAAAGUACUGUUAACUGUUCAACAAUAACUCAUCGAUCCUAUCUACAGUAUAAGAAUACAAUGUUGUAUAAAAUAUUCCAUCAAAACAUUUUUGAAGUCAUAGACCUGAGUUCGGCUAUGCUCAUGACAGCAUCAGCUCUCGUCGUUGGAUACGUCUGGACGUGUUUGCGGGCCUCACGCAGGCAAAAGAUGCUCGAGUUGGAGAACACGCCUCACAGGGUGCUAUUGAUCACAGCACACCCCGACGAUGAAUGUAUGUUUUUUGGCCCGGUCAUACAGAAGCUGUCAAAAAUGAAAGACGUACACCUUUUCCUGAUGUGUCUGUCCGUUGGUGACUUUGAAGGUAAGGGCUCACUGCGCAAAGCUGAACUGUACGAUAGCUGCAAGAUAUUGGGCAUUGAAGAGGGCAAUAUACUGCUGUGCAAAAAUACAUUGCUUCCGGACAACCCACGUGUGGACUGGGACACAAUUUUACUGUCCGAUAAGAUUGCUGAGCACGUAGAACAAUUAGAAAUUGAUACUGUUUUGACAUUUGACAGUUAUGGUGUUAGUGGCCAUCGAAAUCAUAUAUCAAUUUACUUAGCAUUAUUCCAUUUGGUGUAUAAUAAAUUGCUUCCAGGUUACUGUCGUUUAUAUUCACUGGAUUCAGUCAACACUUUGCGGAAAUAUGUCAAAUGUAUUGAUGGGUUAUUCAAUAACACCUCAGACUUUAAAUGUACUAUUUCAACAACAGAACAAAAUUGUGUUACAAAAGCAAUGCAAGCACAUGAUUCUCAGUACAUUUGGUUCAGAAAACUGUAUAUGAAAUUUUCUAGAUAUACUAGAGUAAACACAUUUACAACCAUUUCUGCUGAAUAACUUUUGACUUAUAACCAUAGAAUAAUAUUAGUUUUUAUUUAAUUAUACAUUUAAGUAGUUCAUGACUGUGAUAAUUUGAUUACUAUAACAGUUUUAUUAUUUCUCAUUGUUGGCAUUAUUUGUUAUUACUGUUAAUAUCUUUUUUUUUUUUUUGUACAGUUUUCAUCUUCCAAAAAUUGUUGUCCUUGUAACUAAAGAUUGAAUUGCCAAAAUGUAUUACUGAAAUAAACUAUAAUCUUGUUUUCAUCAAUUUGAUCAUAAUUAUUUAGCUUUAAAUUUAGAUAAACCAUGUUUAAAAUAAUUUAAUACAAAUAUCAAACUAUGAUUAUUGAUGACAUAAUUAUAUUUAAAUUUACUAUUUAGUAUAUAUAAAAAAAAAACAAAAAUUAGAAUUGUUGUUAACUGCAAUUGUUCUUGAAAAUAUAAGUACAAUGUACAAAUGUAAAAAAAUUAACAAUUUAUGUAUGAUAUUAAAUAUAUAAUAUACCUAUAU